AUUUCUACACAUUCAAAUUCAUGUCUUUUAAGAACAUUUUAUAAACAUGGUCCUAAACUGUAGGAUUCAAGGAUCACAUUAACUUUUACAGCUCACUUGGUCUUGUUUGUGUAGUUUACACUGAUCUAUUCCUGAAUUUGUGAACUCAUAUCUAUCUCAAUUCCAGGCUUACAAACAACCAGACUUCAUCCUCAUUUGUGUCACUACAUCUGGUUUAUGAGAACAAACGAUCCUUUAAGAGGUAUUUAACCUAUUAGCCCUGACCCGCCCUUCAAAGUGCUCCCCUGCUUCACCGCCCACCCAACCUCCAAUGUCUUUGGAGUCACCACAAAUACAAAAAAGCCUAAACAGCUUUUGGCAGUCACUGAGUCUAGGCAGAAGAGGAGCAUCAAGCGCGCUGCUAGAAGGAUCUAUUACACUGAAAAAAUUAGGAGAGGGCACAGUGUCACCACACUGCUGUCUGAAAGGGAAGGGAGCUGAUAGGACUGAGGACUGUGAGCAGAGCCUUCUGAGUCAGCAGAGCUCGAGAGGAAAACAAGAUGUGGAAGAAGUCGAAGGUGACCGAUCAAACUGCUGCUGGGCAGGCGGGCAUCAAGAAGAAGUCCAAAGUGCCUGGUGUCAUGAUAACGCAGUUUAAAGAAGAACUUCCAGAAGGAAUGUCAACUCCAGAUUUCACCCGCAAACCUAUUGCUUUGACUAUUCAAGAGGGUAAAUUUGGAGUCUUUAAGGCCAUAGUGGUGGGCACUCCAACACCUGCAGUAACAUGGAGCAGAGCCAAUGCAGAAAUACAAUUUCACCCUGAUGUGUGUCUGCAAAAGUACGACGAAGCAUCUCAUGAACACACCCUUGAGUUCCCUAAAGUUGCUCCGGAGGAUGCUGAUACCUACAAGUGUUUUGCAACCAAUGAAUAUGGACGGGCUGUUUGCACUGUUGUCUUGAAUGUUAUUUCGGUUGGAUUCUCUAAGAGUAAGGAACUUCAAAAAGUCCAAGGAGAAGAUGCAGCAGACUUAAGAAAAAAGCUAAAAAAACGUAAUCUGGAUGGAACACGUGAGGAAAAGCCAAUGGAACCAGAGGAGAAGGUUUGGGAAAUUCUACUUAGUGCAGAAAAGAAAGACUACGAGAAGAUCUGUUCUGAAUACGGCAUCACAGACUUCCGUGGCAUGCUGAAGAGACUUAAUGAAAUGAAAAAAGAGCGAGAAGAAGAGAUUGCAGAGUUUGUCUCACACAUCAGCACACUAAAACAUAUUGAGGUCAGUGAUGAUGAUUGUGCAACAAUUGAGUUGGAUAUGGACCUCAAGGAUCCUAGCAGCAAACUUUUCCUGUACAAGGACGGCGUCAUGGUUCCCUUCACCAAGGAAGACAGUGAAGGAAUGAAGCAUAAUUUAAAGCAAGUUGGCAAAAAAUACAUAUUCACAAUUAAAAAACUGGGGGCAGAAGAUGCUGGACUCUACUCUGUGGAUGUUGAGGGUGUCAAUGUAUUCUCCACAGAUUUCAAAGUUCCUGAAGUUGAUUUUGCAGUCAAAAUACAAGAGGUCAAGGCAGAAGAACGAGAGGAUGCCCUCUUUCAAUGUGUGCUAACUGCACCAAUGAAUGAGAUCAAAUGGUUUGGCAAAAGUGCUCCUCUGUCUAAUAGUGAGAAACAUGAAAUCAUUGUAUCUGAGGAUAAGCUUAUCCAUAAGUUGAUUGUGCGGGACUGUCUGCCGUUGGAUGCUGGGAUCUACGCUGCUGUGGCAGGAAUCAAAUCUUGCAAUGCCUGGCUCGUAGUUGAAGCUGACAAAAAUCCUGCCAGUAAGGGCAAGAAGGUGGCUCGUAAAACCACCAUGGCUGGAGGUGGCAAUGAUGAGGAUCUUCUGAAAAUAGCUAAGGAGCAGCAAGAAAGAUAUCAGAAAGAAAUGGAAGAAAAACUGGAAAUUGCUAAGAAAGCCCAAGAGGAGAGAGAAGCUGCUGAGGCAGUUGCCCGAGCUGAAGCAGAAGCAGCCAAAAAGACUGAAACGGAGGCCAAAGCUGCAGCUAAGGCAGCAGCUAAGGAAGCUGCAAAGGCAAAGAGAGCAGCAGCUGCCAAAGCUGCAGCUGCAGCAAAGAGAGCUAAGCAAAAUGAAGCUGGUAGGGCUGGCUCUGCUGCAGAUGGUGCUGGUGGUGCAGUGGGGUCAGUGGGUGUUGGUGGUGCUGGUGGGGCUGAAGGAGUUGGCACAGGUGGAGUGGCUGGCGGUGGUGCAGGCGGAGGAGCAGAUGGGAGUGGAGCAGGGGCUGGGGGUGCUGACGGAGAAGGUUUAGGAGAAGAUUUUGAUGGGGAAGAUUUUGAGGGAGAAGAUUUUGAUUCAUUUGAAGAUUCUGAUGAAGAUGUUGAGGGAGAAGGAGGAGAGGGGGGAAAGGAGGAAAAAGAAGAGGAAAAGGAGAAAAAGGAGGAGAUGGAGAUGAUGGAGGAGAAGGAGAAGAAGGCGGAGAAGGAGAAGAAGGAGGAGAAGGAGGAAAACGCAAAAAACGUGUGAGAGAUGGUCUACUCAUGUCGGAUACGGUAAUAGAUCCUGGAGUUCACUUUCAUGCUGGCCUGUCGGACUGCAAAGCAAUCAUUGGAGAAGCAGCAGAGCUGGAGUGUAAACUGAGCAGUGAAGAGUGUGAGGGAAUCUGGUACAAAGAUGGAGAAGA
Acanthochromis polyacanthus (spiny chromis) is the source of this 2646-nucleotide messenger RNA. RefSeq names its product immunoglobulin-like and fibronectin type III domain-containing protein 1. The coding region runs from base 540 to 2489 and encodes 649 amino acids. The transcript has 13 exons. Lineage: Eukaryota; Metazoa; Chordata; Actinopteri; Pomacentridae. The record is from RefSeq and is a predicted model, not a curated record.